Molecule: messenger RNA, 3189 nt
Organism: Notodromas monacha
Lineage: Eukaryota; Metazoa; Arthropoda; Ostracoda; Podocopida; Cyprididae
Source: the annotation of a GenBank genome assembly
AUGAUGAACCACAUUCUUCUCGAGGCAAACUCUAUUGCCACUCCCGUUUCGGCCGCACUGGAUGCAAUUACUGGAUUCGUGGAUCAAGGUGUAGUGAUGGAUAGUGAUGAGUCACGUCUCGCUGUUAUCCUUUGUGAUACGUUUGAGGCUCGGUUUGGACCUCUUUCGACAGGAAAUCCGAAGAUUAUGUUCCCAUUUGGUCCAAAAGUUUUCCUGGAGCACUUGAUUGACUGCCUGUCUUACGCUGGCGUCAAUCAUGCUAUUCUUCUCUGCCCCUCUGCACAUGGCGAAGAAGUUAUUCGGUCAAUUAUUAAUGCGCGUCAAGAAAAAUAUCAGCAAAUGAAGAUUGAACUGAUUGUCACAGGCGACUGUGCUACAUUCGGCGAUGCUAUGCGAGAUUUGGACGGCCGGAAGAUUGUCACAAGGAAUGAUUUUCUUCUUUUCCGGGCAGAUGCCCUUGCUAAUUUGUCAGCAUCGGAUCUGCUCAGUCGUCACAAAAUCAACUUCAAGCAAGAUAAAGGUGCUUUAAUGACGAUUGUAUUCACGGAACAACCUCCCUGUCCGCGUGCGUCAGUGAACCCUAGUAUCUACAUGUUGGAGAAGGACACGAGCAAGGUUUUACAUUUUGAAACUUUGGGCACUGCAACCAAAUGCAAUCUACCGUUGCCCGCGAAUGAUGUUGUUCUGAGGUCGGAUCUUCACGAAUCUGGAGUAUACAUUUGUGGACCUGGAGUUCCUCCCGCUUUCAGCGAUAACUUUGAUUUCCAGAGUAUGGGUGAUUUUGUGAAAGGGAUCCUAAACAACGAGGAAAUUUUAGGCAACAGUUUGUACGCAUAUGUUUCUGAAAAACCCGGCAGUGCUGCAGCCUGUUUGAAAGACCCACCAGCGUGGUUAGAAAUCUUCAGUGAUAUGGCUGGACGCAAAUUCAUGCCUCUCGGUUUCGAAACUCAAUCCGAUGCGUGGAAUGUCUAUCGAAAUGGGAAGACCAAAUUGGAUCAUGAGACUAAGCUUGUGAAGAAUGUUUUCCUGGCUGACGGAUCCACUAUCGGACACAAAACUUGCGUGGAUAGUUCGUAUGUUGCCGAGGAAACCGUCAUUGGUUCGCAUUGCGUCAUCAGGAAUUCCCACAUAUGGAAGAAAGUCACCGUUGGCUCUCAUUCGACGUUAAUCAAUUGUAUUGUAGGCGAAAAUUCCGUCAUUGGAGAUGGAAUUUGUUGUGAAAACUGCAUUAUCGGACCGCAAGUUGUGUUGAAGCAGAAACCUGAGGCAGGAGACGCGUUAGUUUUUAAAAAUCUCCGAAUUUAUCAUGGACGGAAGGGGAAAGAAGACCCCAAUUCUGAAAAGAACAAUUCAUUGUUGGGGAAACUGACGCAGGAUUCUUACGCGGUUGUUUUCGAUGACGAUCGUGAAACCGAAGACGACACUUCGCUUUGGGAGAACGCUUGGAACCGGAAACCCGCUGAGGAAACUCUGUUACUCCCGGAAAGUGACGAGAACGUGAACAGCGAUGAAGAUGAUUCAAGUACGAGUGAUGUCAAUGAAUUAAUUGAAGACGACGACGACGGUUUGCAUCAUUUUGAGCUUGAAGUGGGAGAAAGUUUGCAGCGCGGGAUGGAGGAAAGCAUUUCCGUCGACAGCCUAGUGCUUGAAAUCAAUUCUUCGAAACAUGCGUACAACGUGGGAUUCGGCGACUUGGUCAGAAUAACAACCUUGGAAGUUCUGUCGAGAUCACGUCCUGAGGUCAACCAGAAGAGUGUCAAAAGUGUAAUGGGUAAACUUUGGGGAGAAUUCGCCGUUGCAGAGCCCAGUUUCAGGGGGGAACCAAUGAUGUUUGUUUUGAACGUCCUGUAUAACAAAGAAGUUCUCACCGAGGACGGUAUCAUAAAAUGGUACAAAAAACAGCCAUUGGACUCGACCGUCGGCGGAGAUAUUCGAUCUAAAGUGAAACGCUUCGUUGUGUGGCUAGAAACGGCUGAAUCUGAGUCUGGCAGUUCAGGCUCCGAAUCUGAGGAUUCAGACGAAAUGACCGCCGGCGAAAAGUUAUUCACGAUUGAUACUGUUAAUGCUGAUCAUAAGGAUGUGAUCCAUGAUGUUGCGUAUAAUUUCUACGGAAAUCGUAUGGCAACGUGUUCAAGCGACCAGCAAGUUAAAGUUUGGGACAGAAACGAAGACGGGCGAUGGGAAUGCUCUGCUGUAUGGAAAGCUCAUAAUGGCAGUGUUUGGAAAGUCACUUGGGCUCACCCUGAAUUCGGACAGAUUCUUGCUACUUGUUCAUUUGACCGGAUGGUUUCCGUGUGGGAGGAAAUCAGGACCGAUCAUCUCGAAGCCUCGAGUUCCCACUGGGUCAAGAGGACGAACUUGGUGGACUCUCGCACCGAAGUCACGGACAUUAAGUUCGCCCCUCGUCAUUUAGGUCUGCAGCUAGCAGCCGCGUCAGCCGAUGGAUUUGUGAGGGUUUAUGAUGCCCCGGAUAUAAUGAACUUGGCCCAAUGGACAUUGAGCACGGAAAUAAAUUGCAAAAUGUCCGUCUCUGACUUGUGUCCCGUUCUAGCGAUGAUCGCUGUUGGGAGUGAUGCGCUGUCGACGACUGGUUCGACGUCGUCCAGAGUUUUUAUUUAUGAAUGGAAUGAGGCGUCGAGGCAGUGGAUCAGAGGUGACAGUCUGCCCGUUGAUACGCCUGUUCACGAUUUGGCGUUCGCUUGUCAAUCUGGGCGGUCUUACCAUUUGCUGGCUGUUGCGUCUGCAGAGCUGCGGCUCUUUUCAUUAGCCCCCGUUAUAUCUCGGAGUGAGUCCACCACGUCUGGAGCAAGCCAAUCUAAUUGCGCUUCAUCCAGCAACUCUCCGUCAAAGUUCGAGGUUCGAUUGCUCCUCGAAAGUAAAGACCAUUCUCCUGCUGCGUGGAGAGUGUCUUGGAAUUGCUCAGGGUCGAUUUUAUCAUCUGCUGGGGACGAUGGAACCGUUCGAUUAUGGAAAGGGCAACCGUCAGGUCCGUGGUCUUGCAUUUUAGCUUUGAAGAGUGACGGUCGUAUGGCAAAAGAGGACAGUGGACAGGGCCAGUCGGAUGCGUUGGUCAGAGGUGCUGCAGACUCUGGGUUGGCAUCUCUUAACGCAGCUGGGGUUGCAGCAACUUUUUACAAGCUUGGUGGAGUGUUCCUGAGAAUUUUACUAAGUUUGUCGAAGGAUGAGUGA